CCAUGGCUAAAAUAUAUCCCCUGAUAGGCUGCAGCCAUGCACCAGGAUCGGCCCCGCUACGUGGUCGAUAGGCCGGCCUACAGCCUGCCGGAUUUUGAUGGAGAGUACGACAAGAAGAAUCGACAAUUCCCCACCGGGGAGAAAGUAAAGAAGCUGUUCAGAUGCUCCGGGUCCAGAUUAAAAAGCUUGCUGUUCAGACACCUGCCUGUGCUGAGCUGGCUGCCCCGGUACAACGUGAAGGAGAAGCUGCUGUGUGACGUGGUCAGCGGGGUUAGCGCGGGCACCAUUCAAGUGCCCCAAGGUAUGGCCUUUGCCCUACUAGCGAACCUUCCUCCCGUCAACGGGCUCUAUUCCUCUUUCUUCCCCCUCAUCCCUUACUUCUUCAUGGGCACAGCCCACCAGAUGGUCCCAGGUACCUUUGCUGUUCUCAGCAUUAUGGUGGGGAUGGUGUGUCUCAGGCUGGCCCCGGAGUCCGACUUCAGUCAUUUCAAUGCCACUCUCAAUGCUACCGUGGUGGACCAAGGCAGGAUGAACGAGGUUCGACUGGGCAUCUCGGGGACACUGGCCUGCCUCACCGCGAUCAUACAGAUUGGCCUGGGCUUGACGCAGUUUGGCUUUGUGGCCAUAUAUCUGUCAGAGUCCUUCGUCAGAGGCUUCAUGACCGCAGCGGGACUACAGAUUCUCAUUUCAGUGUUGAAGUACAUCUUCGGGAUUCAAGUACCCCCCUAUAGUGGUCCCCUGGCUGUUGUAUAUACCCUCAUAGAUAUUAUUUGUGGCCUGCCUGAAACCAACAUCGCCUCCUUAGUCUUUGCUCUGGUUAGCAGCGUAGCGCUGAUUGUGGUGAAGGAGCUGAGUGCACGGUACCGCCACAAGCUACCCUUCCCUGUCCCUAUGGAGAUCGUCAUUGUGGUUGUGGCGACAGCCAUUUCCGGUCCACUGGACCUUCCCGAGAAAUAUCAUAUGGACAUAGUUGGAAAAAUUCCUCUGGGAUUCCCAGCACCAAUCCUGCCGACAGUGAGUCAGUGGGACGACAUGUUGAGCACAGCCUUCUCUCUCGCCAUAGUGGGGUAUGUCAUCAAUCUGGCUAUGGGCAGGACACUGGCAGCAAAGCAUGGCUAUGAUGUGGAUCCCAACCAGGAGAUGUUGGCUCUCGGCUGCAGCAACUUCCUUGGGUCCUUCUUUAAAAUUCAUGUUAUCUGCUGUGCCUUGUCGGUAACCCUGGCUGUAGACAGUGCCGGAGGAACAUCCCAGAUUGCAAGUCUGUGUGUGAUGCUGGUGGUAAUGGUUACCAUGCUAGCCUUGGGAGCCUACCUGAAACCACUACCUAAAUCAGUGCUCGGAGCCCUGAUCGCAGUCAACCUGAAGAACACCCUCCUUCAGCUCUCUGACCCCUAUUACUUAUGGAGGAAAAGUAAACUGGAUUGUUGUGUGUGGGUUGUGUCCUUCUUGGCCACGUUCUUUCUUAGCUUGCCUUAUGGAGUUGCCAUUGGAGUGGGCUUCUCUGUCCUUGUGGUGAUAUUCCAGACACAAUUUCGUAAUGGUUCAGCAUUGGAUCAGGUCAUGGACACGGAUAUCUACAAAAACCCCAAGGUCUACAGUAAGGUAACAUCUAUCAAGGGUGUGAAAAUAGUAAACUAUUGCUCUCCACUCUAUUUUGCAAAUGCAGAAAUAUUCAGGCGGAAGGUCAUCAAAAAGACGGGACUGGACCCUGGCAAGCUUAUCCUGGCCAGGCGAAAGUUCAUGAAAAAACAACAGAAGGAAAAAGAGGAAGAGGAGAAGAAGGACAAAGAGGCCAGAAGGAGGAAGCGAAGCUCUUUGGCCAACAUGAGGUCUCAGGCAAUAUCACAGCUUGAGCUUCAGAAUGACUUUGACAUGAAUGAUGACAGCACCACCAAACCCGAGUUGCCCACCAGCUAUGUCAACUUCCACUGUGGUGACAUUGAGCAGAGCGAGCAGGAACCUGAGCAGCUACCCAGAGACUCAGCUGUCACUCUGGAGACCCAACCUAUGCCCUUCCACACGCUCAUUCUGGACCUGGCAGGGGUCUGUUUUAUCGACCUCAUGGGUAUCAAAGUACUGACUAAGAUGAACUCAAGCUAUGAGAUGCUCGGGAUUAAACUAUACCUGGCUAAUGUUCAAGCCCAGGUGUAUGAGGAACUGGAGGUGGGUGGGGUGUUUGAUGAAGGCAGUAUUGCUCGCAACCAACUCUUCCUCUCUGUCCAUGAUGCCAUCCUCUUUACUCAGCAAACCUCUGCGGAGACCACGAUUUCUGAAAAGGCAGAGAGAAAAAGACAGGAACUUGCUUUUGAGGUUGAUGAGGAGAAGGAUCUGGAGCAGGAAAUGUUUUGAGCACCCUGUGGUCGUGAUAGAAAUGAACCGGAGGAGUGUUCUGAAGGGGACGUAAUGCAUCGAGUAUCACUUGUAAAGCGUUGCUGCGACUGAAAACACAAUUUCCAGGAAUUCAUCGCAGCCAUAAUCAUCUCUGAACUCAAACAUGUAUCUUUGUACUGACGGCA
Molecule: messenger RNA, 2516 nt
Organism: Lampris incognitus (smalleye Pacific opah)
Lineage: Eukaryota; Metazoa; Chordata; Actinopteri; Lampriformes; Lampridae
Product: solute carrier family 26 member 9-like
Exons: 20
Coding region: 37-2349 (770 amino acids)
Biological process (GO): transmembrane transport
Cellular component (GO): membrane
Molecular function (GO): sulfate transmembrane transporter activity; oxalate transmembrane transporter activity; bicarbonate transmembrane transporter activity
Source: RefSeq, a predicted model, not a curated record